GCAGUUUCCACUGGCUUCCUUUAGAACUGCACGAAGUAUAUAUAUCUUCUAAAAGAAAUUUCGAACGGAUAAAUCACGGGGAAACCCUUUGCUCAGAGCGCCGGCUGUCAGUUCGUUUCUGCCAACGGCGGCGGGGGUCGUCGUCGUUGAACCCGUGCUCCGACGCGGACAGCCGGGUCACCGCGCACGAAUCUCGACGUGCUCGGCUGAUCUGCCUGCAUGGCUGCACCUGCGCGUGAGCCGCCCCCGCCCCACUCACGGGCACCCCACCGGCGAGGCGGCGAGUCCACGACGACGACGCGUGCGCCGCCGCGCCCAGUCAGCGCCGCCACGUGGGGGAGAGACCGAGACGGGCUUCCGGUAACCCGUGGGGGAAGGGAAUCACGCGCGCACGCGUGACGCGUCUCCGUCUGGACCCGACCCGCUAACGCCGCUAAAUAAAUCCGCCUCGGAUCUGACCAAAUCGGCCCCUCCGUUUGCUCGCCGUCUUGUCCGGCUUCCAUUUCCGCGAGGAGGCGAGAGGAAAAGGGGAAGACGCCGCCGCUUCUGCUUCCACGAGAAUUCUAGCAAAAGUCUUCUGGAGAAUAAUACACCUCUGCGCAUUGUGCUGCAUUUUUGGUAUGGAUGAAUCUUCUGGUAGAUCUGCUACCCCAGUUGGGUUUGUUAGAAGGGGCUCUGGCAUUUCCUUGAGAAAUCAAAGUAAUGAGAAUAGGCCAAGCCAAUACAGCAAUAAACCAGGGAAGAAUACAAAUCUCAAUCCUGUAAAAGCCCGAUUCACUGAAAAUAGAGAGAAGCCAAAGUAUUUACAUGAGCCAUUUCAUUCAUCAGGAUCUAAGGCCUCAUCUGUAGGCUCUUCAAAGGCCCCUGUUAGGAAAUAUCAGGAUGAAAGGCAAAAAAGGCCCUUUUUGGGAGAGGCAGACGUUGCUGAAAGCAGUAACAGAAGAACUGAGGUCAGACGUCUACAAAGUAGCAAGGAAGUUGUUGUUUAUGAAGAUGGGCAUCCAUACACGCAGAGGAGUACAUCAGAAGGUUCAUCAUCCUCUACAUUAACUGAUGGAGGCUUGUCAGAAGAACAUGAUCUUGGAGUUUUAGAGUUUUCUGUUUCUUCAGGGAGUUCUGCACAUACAGUUGAUUCUAGAAAUACUGCAUUGAGUGCUAUGCAACGUAGGCAAAAUGAUAGAGAAGAAUUGAAUUCAGGUAGACCUCAAGGUGCUUCCAAUUUUGUUCAUCGGCGUGUUGUACCUCAAAGUCUCACCACUGGUGUCAAGAUAUCAAGUGCCCAUGGUGCCACCAGUACUUCACUGCAGAGACGUGGCCUAAAAGGCCUUGGUUGCACUUCAAUAACAGAUGUUUUACCUUCAGGUUGUUCUUCAUCUGAUUCUGUUCGUAAUAGGAGGGUCGAAGUUAUGAAAAGUGGACCUUCUGAUGCAGCAAGAUCUUCAAGAUCAAGGGGAAUAAGUGGGCAAUCUAAUUUAGGUCAGCCACGUUCUGGUUAUCCUGGCUAUACUGGUCCUAGGGCUAGAGCUGCUGAACAGUCAGCAAGGACCAAUGGCACAAGUAUUCAGGAUUCUACAGAUUCAGUAAGGACUAGACGAACUUCUACUCUCCGUGCCAGUGAGAGGAUGCGUGCCAAUGAGAGGAUGCCGGGUGAAAGAGAGGACGGCGUAUUUGCUCUGCGUGAGACUGUUACGAGGGUUCGUCAUCCAGAAAGGGGUCAUUUUCCCACCGAUGACAUUUCCCCACAGAGAUUAGCAAGACCUUUUAAUGCAGAAUUGCCUCAUCAAAUUUAUUCAUCUAAUCGUCAAGGCUUGAGUAGUUGGACAGCAAGGAGAAGAUCUCCUUGUCACCCUGAAGCAAGUCCUCAGGAAAUGUUCCAUGGUCUAUUUGGGGAGAGAGAUGGCUACAGACACAUAAACAUGGAUGGAAUUUCAGGGGUGUUGCUAGCAUUGGAUAGGAUUGAACAUGAUGAUGAAUUGACUUAUGAGCAAUUGCUGGUGCUGGAAACCAAUCUGCUUCUAAGUGGCCUUGGACUGCAUGAUCAGCACCAAGAUAUGAGAUUGGAUAUUGACAAUAUGUCGUAUGAGGAACUACUAGCUUUGGAAGAGCAUAUUGGCUCAGUAAGUACUGCCCUUACUGAAGAGCAAUUUGCCAAGUGGGUCAACCAAAGUGUGUAUAAAGCAAAAAAAUCAGAUGGAGAUGUGAACAAGAUCACAGUAGAUGAUGUGAAUGAUGUGAAAUGUAGCAUAUGUCAGGAGGAAUACGAUGAAGGUGAAGUGAUUGGUAGGAUGCAGUGUGACCAUCAGUACCAUGUGUGCUGCAUUCACGAAUGGCUUAGGCAGAAGAACUGGUGUCCAAUAUGCAAAGCUUCAGCAAUACCAGGAGACGCCUGAAUCUUGACUUUUCACUCGUAAAUAGUGUGGAUGUAUGAUUAGGCACUGUAGAUGCUGACGCUGUUCACUCCAAUUUGUGAAUAUGAUAGAUCCUCUCUCUAAAGCCCUGUAACCUCUUGUUACUGCAUCUUUUCUCUUCAUAGAACAUUCCUUGUGAGAUAUGAAUUCUGCUUGAAAGCAGUAUGGUCAGAAACUCGAAAAUAAUGGGAGUUGUCCCAUUCUUAUAAUCGCCUUGAUUGAGACUUACAGUCACAAUUCCUGCUGAAAGGAGAAAUGCUUAUCAUGGAUUGUACAA
Panicum virgatum (switchgrass) is the source of this 2685-nucleotide messenger RNA. RefSeq lists its product as uncharacterized. The transcript has 6 exons. NCBI's taxonomy places the organism in Eukaryota, Viridiplantae, Streptophyta, Magnoliopsida, Poales, Poaceae. The record is from RefSeq and is a predicted model, not a curated record. Gene Ontology annotation, molecular function: ubiquitin protein ligase activity. Bases 621 to 2390 code for a protein of 589 amino acids.